This is a messenger RNA of Sparassis crispa, 579 nucleotides long. RefSeq names its product 60S ribosomal protein. Gene Ontology annotation, cellular component: ribosome; cytosolic large ribosomal subunit. The transcript is spliced from 6 exons. Gene Ontology annotation, molecular function: structural constituent of ribosome. The record is from RefSeq and is a predicted model, not a curated record. The coding region runs from base 1 to 579 and encodes 192 amino acids. Lineage: Eukaryota; Fungi; Basidiomycota; Agaricomycetes; Polyporales; Sparassidaceae. Gene Ontology annotation, biological process: cytoplasmic translation.
AUGGUUCGUUACGCCGCCGCCGCACUCGCUACCAACCCCGAGAAAACUUCGCGCGCUCGCGGAGAGUACCUCCGGACACACUUCAAGAACAUGCGCGAAGUUGCGGCUGCCCUCACUGGUUACAAGUUGACCAAGGCAUACGCAUACCUUAGUGACGUUUCAGACCACAAGCAAGUCAUUCCCUUCCGACGAUUCUCUGGUGGCGUUGGGCGUGCAAGCCAGGCAAAGCAGUUUAAGACGACGCAAGGUCGCUGGCCGGAGAAGUCGGUGAAGUUUAUCCUUCGUCUACUGAAGAACGCUGAAUCAAACGCCGACGCAAAAAACCUCGAGCUGGAGGAUCUCUACAUCAAGAACAUCGUCGUCCAGCAAGCUCCUAAAACCCGCCGCCGUACGUACCGUGCCCAUGGUCGUAUCAACCCCUACCAGGGUCACCCUUGCCAUGUCGAGAUCAUCCUCUCGGCAACAGAUUCUGAGGUCGAGCGGAGCAAGGACAAGGACGUUGUUGCGACAUCAUCAUUCGCUGGGCUAAACAGGAGACAGGUUGCUCGCAGACGGAUUGAAGCUGCCCGGGGGGAUUAA